Messenger RNA from Liolophura sinensis, 3153 nucleotides. RefSeq lists its product as uncharacterized. Gene Ontology annotation, biological process: snRNA transcription by RNA polymerase II; snRNA transcription by RNA polymerase III. NCBI's taxonomy places the organism in Eukaryota, Metazoa, Mollusca, Polyplacophora, Chitonida, Chitonidae. Gene Ontology annotation, cellular component: snRNA-activating protein complex. The record is from RefSeq and is a predicted model, not a curated record. The transcript has 18 exons. Gene Ontology annotation, molecular function: RNA polymerase III type 3 promoter sequence-specific DNA binding; RNA polymerase II cis-regulatory region sequence-specific DNA binding. Bases 1 to 3153 code for a protein of 1050 amino acids.
AUGGCGCUAGAGGACAUGAAAAAGGAGAGACAAGCAGAGUUGAAAGAAGCCCAGAAGUUUGAGAAAGAAGUACGGAAGAAGAUUAAAGCUAUUGACAAAGAACUGGAGGAGAAAAAGUCUUUAUCAGAGACUGCCCUGUUAAAAGAGAUGGACCCACAAAAAAUCGACUGGUUGAAAAUAUCGGCCUUUGAGUUUGAUGGUCGCUGGGAUUCGGUGGCCUGUCAGCAGAUGUGGACUAAUGUUCUCACCCCUGCCAUCAACCGCUCCAAGUGGCUGAAGGAAGAAAAUGACAAGUUAUUGAAGCUGGUGAAUAAAUAUAAUAAGCGCAACUGGCCGAAAAUUGCCCAGGAACUCGGGACAAAUCGAACACCAUUUCAGUGCCUUCAGCAUUAUGAGAUAAAGCUGAACACCAGCAGUCACAUGAGAACAUGGACCCCUGAAGAAGAAGCCUUGUUGCUGGAAGUGGUGGCCACCUGCAGGAUGGGAAAUAACAUACCCUGGACACAAGUUUCGUUUUACAUGGAGGAUAAAUCUGCCUCUUCAUGCCAGAUACGCUACAAUCAGAUGGACCCAACGCAGAAGAGAGGCAGAUGGUCAGCGGACGAAGAUGCACUGCUUCUGACACAAAUUCACAAGUACGGCCCCCAGCAUUGGGCUUUGAUUGCAGACGCUGUACCUAACAGAACCUCGCGCAAUGUAGGGGAAAGGUGGAGCAAGGCUCUGAACCCUAGCAUCCGUCUGGGACAGUGGUCUUAUGAUGAGGACAAACUGCUCCUGACACUCAUGAAGAAGGAAAAAAAUUCAUGCGCCCGCGUGGCUCAACAGAUGACUGGCCGCACUAACAGUCAGAUCCGAAAGCGAUACAAUGUAUUAAAGCGCUGGGAGAGGGAAAUGGUGUGGCUGGACCAUCAGUCGGAAGAGACAAGAGAGUUUUUACUGGGCAGACCUCCAAACAUAGUACUCCGGUCACUUCAGAACAUGCUGGCAGACAGGCGUCGUGAAAGCUCAGAGGAUGCCCAACCAGAAGGCGCUGUAAGCGAAGAAGCAGCUGUAAACUCCUCAGGGAAAGAAAACCCAAAGGCAAAGGGCGAAGUGGGUGAAGGCCCAUCAGGAAGCGGUUACAAGCCAAACAAGACAGAACGGCGGGAUCUGGCAGUUCUAGUGCAGUGUUCCUCACUCUUCUACGACUAUCUCAGACAACAGAAGGAUAGACAAGCAGGUGAGUUGGUGGUGCCCAGACCUCUGGUGUCCAAACAUUCGACACGGCGGUGCAUUCAGCGGUUGAAAAUGAAAGAAAAGCUGCGCGAAGCAGUGCUUCACCGUGUGGGGAACACUCGGGAAGAGCUGGAAGAGGCAGAAGAGGGUCACGAUGGGGGAGACGUGGCCAUUAAAGAUUCAACACGUCCUGUGUCGGCUUUACCUCAGUCGAGUUCCAAGACUGGACUCCUGAAGUCUCUGCAUCCGUCCAUGACUGUACGAGAAAUUCUGGAGGUGACUCGCUCUAUCGCCGAAGACAGGAAGGAGGACCAAGACCCUUCCCUCGAAAAUCAGCAUGACAUAGAGGAUAGCUCCAGACCUGUCAAGAAGAAAGGGAGGAAAUCUCUGUCCAAGCUUGAGACCUCAGUGGACUAUGCAUUACGACAGACCCUGAUCUGCCAGGCUUCGGCCUUCACACCUUUGAAGAAGCACGGCCGGAGGCGGCGCUAUUUCCCGGCUGAAGAAUCCUGUGUCCAUUUGGAUCCGGAGAAACGUAGACAGUGUGAGGCUCGCACGGCCUCCGUCCUCAUGAAGGCAUUAAAGGUGGAUGGUCAGGCUGCAUGGACUGAGCUUCAAAGAAAGUCCACCAAAUCUAAAUCAGGUGAGGUGGUGCCAGUGACAAAACAAGACUCCAUUCAGCGGGCUAAGGAGAGUCUGUCACAGAUGAGAGAAUUUGGGUUUCUCACAACCCAAACUACACGCAGAAAUGGUGAUUCACAGCAGGCAGGCACGUCUAAAUCUGGUGUUGCGCCACCUGGUAAUGGAGGAUCAGAAUGCAAGGGAUAUAACUCUAGCGAGCUGCCUGCUCUACCUCCUUCUUGGACAACAUUGGCUGGCUUCAGGGCUCUAAAGCUUGGGCUGGGUGGGCUGGUGCAAAAAUCAGCCAACUGUUCCGAGUCACAGAUAUUUUCUUUGAAGAGAAAAAGGUCUAAAAAGGGAGACAGUCCCAAAGAUAUGGACCAUCAUGAUGAAGUUGUUCUGGUGAAAAAUAAAGACGUGCAAGAUGACCCAUUGUCAGAGGUUCGCAAAACAGAAGAGUUCCGACUAUUACAGUCGAGGUUUAAUGCCCUCUUUCUGUGGCCGACCUUUCUCUCGUGUGUGCCAUUACCACAGAAGCAAACUGCCAGCCAAUUGGUAGAGGAGCAACAAGAAGACGAAGGACAGCAGAAGAGACGGAGAAAUCGACCAAGAAAAAGAUUCAACCCUCGUUCAAGAAAGAAGACCUGUAGUAAGAAGACGGUAACUGCCAAAGUGAAGACGCAGGUAAAUGGUAAAAAGACAUCUGAGGAGGAAGAGCCAACGACAGCAAACCAGAAUGAGGAGACAACCCAAACUGGUACAAUGUCGGGUAAAUCCUCUGUACUCAAAGCAAAAGAUUCUGUGCCUAAGAGGCGACGUGGUCGACGUGAGAAAUUACAGCAGCCGACAGAGAAGAGAAGGACAAGCACGAGGCUGGCAUCAAAAUGCAAGCUUAGUGAGACAUCAGAAACACACAUCAGUGAAGGCCUAGUGAGUGGAGCCAAGGGAGGUAAAUCUUCAAACAGUGGCUCUGCUCAUAAUGAUGGUUCAGAGGAUGAAACAGCUGAUGAUGAAACCGUUCACAACAGAAUACUCAGCAACGAAGUCAAAAUCAACAGCAGAGCAGCAGAUGAAAGUGUAAAGAACAGAACUCUAGGUGAUGAAUCUGUGAACAGUGGAAAUGUAGGUGAGGACACUGCUAUCAAUAGUUCUGCGGGAGAUGUGGUGCGCAAAAGGCAGAUUUCAAACAGCUCUUCUACACUCAAUUUAGUUUCAAACUCUGAAUCUACUGACUCCGUGGAACGAGAGACUCAACCACCAGAGAGCAAGAAGAGGAAGCGUGGCCGUCCAAAUAAACUUGCAGUACAGAAAAAUUAA